AUGUCAAGACCAGAAGAAAUCUCCCCUCCCGAAAUCUUCUACGGAGACGUAGAAGCUACCAAAUAUACAGCUAACACACGAGUGAAAUCAAUUCAAGCUCAAAUGACAAGAAGGGCAUUGGAAUUAUUAGCUUUACCUGAAGAUGAAACUGCUUUUGUUCUGGAUAUAGGAUGUGGAAGUGGUUUAAGUGGUGAAUUAUUAGAUGAAGAGGGACAUGUUUGGGUCGGAGUUGAUAUCGCUCCUUCAAUGUUAGAGGUCGCUCUGGAGCGAGAAGUGGAAGGGGAUCUAUUCUUACAUGAUAUAGGGCAAGGUUUCGGUUUCAGGCCAGGUACUUUUGAUGGUGCUAUUAGCGUCUCAGUCAUUCAAUGGCUCUUAAAUGCAGACUCCUCAUCACAUUCUCCACCACAGAGAUUAAAUCGUUUCUUUACAACGUUACAUUCAUCAUUAAAAAAUCCAUCAAGAGCUAUAUUUCAAUUUUAUCCAUCAUCAGAUGAUCAAGUUUCCAUGAUUGUAAACGCGGCUCAAAAAGCUGGUUUCGGUGGUGGUUUAGUUGUUGAUUAUCCAAAUUCCAAGAAAGCAAGAAAAAUGUAUCUUUGUCUAAUGGUUGGUCAACAAGAAAUACCAAAAGCAAUAGACGGAAAUGAUAUCCAAGUUGAUGAAUCACAUUCUUUGCAAAUGGAGAAAAGGAGAGAAGAAAUUAGGAAUGAAAGACGACGAAGAAAAGACACUUCUGCUUCAUCAUCGGGUAAGAAGAAGAAAGGAAAUAAAGAUAUUGAUCCAAAAGAAUGGAUUAUGAAAAAGAAGGAAUUAUAUCGGACGAGAGGGAAAGAAGGUGUCCCGAGAGAUUCAAAAUAUACAGCAAGGAAAAGAAAGGUUUACUUUUAG
Molecule: messenger RNA, 885 nt
Organism: Kwoniella shivajii
Lineage: Eukaryota; Fungi; Basidiomycota; Tremellomycetes; Tremellales; Cryptococcaceae
Exons: 5
Coding region: 1-885 (294 amino acids)
Biological process (GO): rRNA (guanine-N7)-methylation
Cellular component (GO): nucleolus
Molecular function (GO): rRNA (guanine) methyltransferase activity
Source: RefSeq, a predicted model, not a curated record